AACAUCACCACCACCGCACGCCGCAACGCCAACAACAGACACCAUGGCCGACGUUCUGAAGGAGUCGCCGCUCCGCGCGGUCCAAGUCGAGGCGCUUGUCCUCAUGAAGAUUAUCAAGCACUGCUCCCAGACCUUCCCCACGACGGCCACGGGCUCCCUCGUCGGCAUGGACGUCAACGGUGUCCUGGAGAUCACCAACAGCUUCGCCUUCCCUAACGUCGAUGCUCCCACUACCGACAGCCACUCUGACAAUUCUGCCAACGUGGCCGCCGCCGCGCCCCGUGCCCGGGCCAACGUCGUCUACCAGAACGAGAUGAUCAAGUUCCUGCGCGAGGUCAACGUCGAUGCCCAGAACGUCGGAUGGUACACCAGCACGAGCAUGGGCAACUUUGUCAACAUCAACACCAUCGAGAACCAGUUCUUCUACCAGAAGGAGAUGAACGAGCGCACCGUCACCCUGGUCCACGAUGUUAGCAGGAGCUCGCAGGGCGCGCUGAGCCUGAGGGCCUUCAGGUUAAGCCCUCAGUUCAUGGUGGCGUACAAGGAGGGCAAGUUCACCACUGAGAGCCUCCAGAAGUCCGGCCUCCGCUACCAGGACAUCCUCGUCGAGCUUCCUCUCACGAUCCACAACUCGCACCUCCUGACCUCUCUGCUCCACCAACUCCCCUCGCAACCCCCGAAGAGCGAGCUCCAGUUCCCGACCAAUCUCGCCGCGCUGAACCAGGACCCGCUGGUGACGUCGACGCCGCUGUGCCCCAACUUCGAGGCGCUGGACCUGAGCAUCGACCCCUUCCUCGAGAAGACGUGCGACCUGCUGCUCGACUCGAUCGAGGCGCACCACACGGAGCUGAACAACUACCAGUACUACCAGCGCAGCGUGGGCCGCGAGCAGGCCAAGAUCACGGCGUGGCAGCAGAAGCGCAAGGCCGAGAACGCGGCGCGCGCCGCGGCCAAGCAGACCCCUCUGCCCGAGGACGAGUGGCAGCGCCUGUUCAAGCUGCCCCAGGAGCCUAGCAGGCUCGAGACCCUGCUUAACUCGAGGCAGGUCGAGCAGUACAGCAGGCAGGUGGAUGGCUUCACGGCUGGCGUUUCAGCCAAGAUGUUCGCUGUCAAGAGCAACUUGCUGCCGGGCGAUGCUUAGACGUAGGGAAGAGAGAGAGAGAGAAAGAGGAAGCGGGAUUUGGUGCGUGCGCGUGUGUGUGUGUUCGUAUGUGUGGGAGUGGUGGGAGAGAGAAGGUCUUUUCUUUUGCAUUGGGCUUUGGCGUUCGAUGAAAAAUUCGGCGAUGCGAAUAGACAAGCACCUUUACGAAGGAAUGGCCAUGGGGUUACGUCUUGUCAUGCGCUGCUGAGUCUAGAGCAAAAUUGUUUGAAACGAACGACUCGUAAUGACCUGCGGUACGUCUUGAGUUCGGUGCCAGAGCAUGUGCUUUGAUUCGCGUGAUGGGAACGGACGCCGAGUUGGUUCCGUGAGAUUGUGAAUUGGAAUAUGUAUGAGACGGCUAUGUAUUUGAUACUACUACUCCGAUCUGGUAGCAAUGAGACUAAUGACGUUGCCACGA
Molecule: messenger RNA, 1559 nt
Organism: Aplosporella prunicola CBS 121167
Lineage: Eukaryota; Fungi; Ascomycota; Dothideomycetes; Botryosphaeriales; Aplosporellaceae
Exons: 2
Coding region: 44-1141 (365 amino acids)
Cellular component (GO): cytoplasm; cytosol; eukaryotic 43S preinitiation complex
Molecular function (GO): metallopeptidase activity; protein binding; translation initiation factor activity
Source: RefSeq, a predicted model, not a curated record